Messenger RNA from Rangifer tarandus platyrhynchus (Svalbard reindeer), 1077 nucleotides. The record is from the annotation of a GenBank genome assembly. NCBI's taxonomy places the organism in Eukaryota, Metazoa, Chordata, Mammalia, Artiodactyla, Cervidae.
AUGGAGAGCGCAGCUGUACCUGCAGCCCCAGACCCCACCCUGCAUCCGCCUCUGGAGCAGCUUCGGCACCUAGCCGGGGAGCUGCGGGAGCUGCUUCCCGGAGUGCGGGUCGGCGAAGCCCAGGAAACCACCAAGGAGUUUGAUCGGGAGGCCUUUUGGAGAAGACUCAAUGAGGCAGCUGUGACAGUGUCAAGGGAAGCCACGACUCUGACUGUAGCCUUCUCUCGACUUCCGCUGCCAUCUCCACAGGAAACCCAGAGGUUCUGUGAACAAGUGCAUGCUGCCAUCAAGGCGAUUAUUGCAGUGUACUCUUUGUUUCCCAAGGAUCAGGGCAUCACCCUGCGAAAGCUGGUGCGGAGCGCCACUCUGGACAUCGUGGAUGAUAUGGCUCAGCUUGUGGAAGCACUUUACAUCAAUCCAGCCCAGAGCCCUGAGAACCUGAUUUCCUACAACAGUGUCUGGGAUGCGUGCCACCAUGUACCUCAGAUCCCAAGAGAUAACAAAGCUGCAGCCCUUUCAGUGUUGACAAAGAGCGUGGAUCUUGUGAAGGAUGCACAUGAGGAGAUGGAGCAGGCUGUGGAAGAAUGUGACCCUUACUGUGGACUCUUGAAUGACAUUGAGGAGGACAGCUCUGACAACCAUGUUGGUGAGGAGGAUAUAUUGGGAUGUCCAAACAAUCGGGAUUCAUAUUGGUCAGAGGAAGACCAGGAGCUCAUAAUCCCGUGCCUUGCACUGGCGAGAGCAUCCAAAGCCUGCCUGAAGAAAAUCCGGCUCUCAGUGGCAGAGAACGGAAAGAAGGAUCAGGUGGCCCAGCUGGAUGACAUUGUGGACAUUUCUGAUGAGAUCAGCCCUAGUGUGGAUGAUUUGGCUCUGAGCAUAUACCCACCUGUGUGCCCUCUGACUGUGCGAAUCAGCUCUGCAAAACUUGUAUCCGUUUUAAAGAAGGCACUUGAGAUAACAAAAGCAAGUCAUGUGACUCCACAGCCAGAAGAUAGUUGGAUUCCUUUACUUAUUAAUGCUGUUGAUCAUUGCAUGAAUAGAAUCAAAGAACUCACUCAGAAUGAAGUUGAAUCAUGA